Molecule: messenger RNA, 1854 nt
Organism: Asparagus officinalis (garden asparagus)
Lineage: Eukaryota; Viridiplantae; Streptophyta; Magnoliopsida; Asparagales; Asparagaceae
Product: tRNA-specific adenosine deaminase 1
Exons: 11
Coding region: 52-1203 (383 amino acids)
Biological process (GO): RNA processing; adenosine to inosine editing
Cellular component (GO): cytoplasm; nucleolus
Molecular function (GO): tRNA-specific adenosine deaminase activity; double-stranded RNA binding; double-stranded RNA adenosine deaminase activity
Source: RefSeq, a predicted model, not a curated record
AUUAAGAGAAGCUACCCUCUUUUUCAAUUUCAUCUCUCAAUUCCUCCUCCCAUGGAAACUAACCCAAAUUGGGGAGAGAAAAUCUCAAACGUAGCCCUCUCUCUCUACAGAUCUCUACCCAAAAAGGGAAAGCCCCAAGGCAAAGAAACCACAGUCUUAGCUGCGUUCCUCAUCUCCUCACCUUCUCAAGAUAUCGAAGUUGUUGCAUUGGGAACUGGAACCAAGUGCAUUGGCAAGUCCCUUCUCAGCCCUAGAGGCGACGUCCUCAAUGAUUCGCAUGCCGAGAUCGUUGCUCGAAGAUCCCUGUUAAGGUUCUUUUAUUCGGAGAUUGAGCGUGUGAGGGGAAAUGGUGGAUUAGGGAGGGUUCUUUGUUUGGAUGAUGGAAUUCAUGGGCAAGAGAAGUACGUGAUGAGGCCAGGGUGGCGGCUGCAUUUGUAUAUCACCCAGUUUCCAUGUGGAGCUUUGGGGAGUGCAAGUGAUUCUUGUUUGAAAGGAGAGGGACUGCUAGGAGACCGUACUUUAUAUUAUAACUCCAAUACGUUUGGAUCUGUUCAGAAGAAGCCUGGGCGUGGUGAUGCAACAUUAUCUAUGAGCUGCUUUGACAAGAUGACCCGAUGGAGUGUUGUGGGAGUUCAAGGAGCUCUGCUUUCGCAUAUCAUGGAACCAGUUUACAUAUUCUCUAUAACGAUAGGGAAAUCUCCUUGUGAUCUUUCUAUAGCUUUUUCUUUGAAAGAUCAUCUAGAAAAAGCUAUCUGUGACCGUUUGGCUUCUUUUUUCCACUCACAAGAUCACAUUCAAGCGAACAAGCCACAUGUUCUUGAAGCUCCUGUUCCGCCAAAUGAGUUUCAUCGAUCCCACAGUGACAUUCCCUCUUUAACAUGCGGUUAUUCAAUCUGUUGGAAUACAUCUGGGUUGCAUGAGGUUAUCCUCGGAACCACUGGAAGGAAGCAAGGCACUUCUGCAAAAGGGGCAUUAUCCCCAUCUACAGAAUCGUCUCUUUGCAAGCGGAGAUUACUGGAAGCUUUCAUAUCAUUGCAGAAAAAGUUGUGUGUUAAAUUACAAGUAGAGGAUUGUUCUUAUUAUGAGUUAAAGGCUAUGGCUCGUGAAUACCAGUCUGCUCUGAAGAAGUUUAAAGAUAGUUCAUUCUUCAGCUGUUGGCAUCCAAAGGCUCCAAAUCUUGAGCGAUUCUCAGUUGCAAGAUAGCGGAGUGGGAUCAGGUGAUGAAAAUGUUGUUGAAGAAUGUAGAUAGAACCUGAUAGAAAGAAAUUAUCGAUUUUCAGGGGACUAGGGGAGACAUCAUCAAGUAUUGAACUUGAGCAACGUGUUUAACUUGCAGUUGCCUGGAGUUCUUGUCCCUCACUAUAUUUAAUAAUUUCAGAGGACAUACUUACCUAUUGAAUCUGCAUACGGCUCAAUUUCUUCUUUCAGUGGAUUUUGUAAGUUAUCUUCAUCUAGCGACAUUCACAACUUGAUCAGGUCAAGCCUGAAGCCUUCUUCGUAGAUAUAUGCAAAGCCUUAAUGUAUCUUGAUCAGGAAUCAGAUUUCUGGCCCCUCUUGGAGAUAUUGCCGAGAACUAUUGAUGAUCAUUAAUGUCAAGCUUGAAGAAAUUGUUGACAGUAUAUCUAGCGCCCAUGUGGGGGUGAUUCAAGGAUAUGUGCGUUCUAUCUACAGAAUUCCUGUAGGAUGAUUAUUCAAUGUGAUGAGAAUUAGAUUGACAUCACAUCUUGAUGCCCGCUCUGUAAUCAGCCAUUUUGUAAUGCAAGUUGUGAUGUAUACAUUAUCCACUUUAUCAAGGCGAGUGAUUAGAAUUCUUAGUGGGAAAUGAGGUCUGACCUCUCUUCUAUGUUCUUUGAA